Molossus molossus (Pallas's mastiff bat) is the source of this 2247-nucleotide messenger RNA. It is a transcript of the gene LARP7, whose product is annotated as La ribonucleoprotein 7, transcriptional regulator. The transcript has 14 exons. Gene Ontology annotation, biological process: RNA processing. NCBI's taxonomy places the organism in Eukaryota, Metazoa, Chordata, Mammalia, Chiroptera, Molossidae. Gene Ontology annotation, cellular component: nucleus. The coding region runs from base 121 to 2070 and encodes 649 amino acids. Gene Ontology annotation, molecular function: mRNA binding. The record is from RefSeq and is a predicted model, not a curated record.
CGUGCGGGAGAGUUGUGUCGCUCGUCCUAUGACGCGUCCCAACCACGAGUGUGAGAUUCGGGAGACCGGAAGGGCUGGAGGACACAGGGUCUGGCCUGUAUUUGGGGAACUGAACGGAGAAUGGAAACUGAAAGAGGAAAACAAGAAAAGGCAAUGGAAGAGGAAAAUACUGCAAAUAAAAAAGAAGUAGAGAAAAAGAAGCGGUCUCGAGUUAAACAGGUGCUUGCAGACAUCACUAAGCAAGUAGACUUCUGGUUCGGAGAUGCGAACCUUCACAAGGACCGGUUCCUCCGGGAGCAGAUAGAGAAGUCCAGGGAUGGAUAUGUUGAUAUAUCACUUCUGGUGUCUUUUAACAAAAUGAAAAAAUUGACCACUGAUGAAAAGUUAAUAGCCAGAGCACUGAAAAGUUCAGCUGUUGUAGAGCUGGAUUUAGAAGGCACCAGGGUCAGAAGGAAGAAGCCUCUGGGUGAAAGGCCAAAGGACGAAGAUGACCGGACCGUGUAUGUGGAGUUACUUCCCAAAAAUGUGAAUCACAGCUGGAUUGAAAGAGUGUUUGGGAAGUGUGGCAACGUUGUUUAUGUGAGCAUACCCCACUACAAGUCCACUGGAGACCCAAAGGGCUUCGCCUUCGUGGAGUUUGAGACAAAAGAACAAGCAGCAAAAGCUAUUGAGUUUCUUAACAACCCACCAGAAGAAGCACCAAGGAAACCUGGGGUAUUUCCUAAAACAGUGAAAAAUAAGCCCAUUCCUGCCUUAGGAGCAGCUGAAGAGAAGAAGAAGAAGAAGAAGAAGAAAGCCCGGGUGAAGAAGGAGGACAGUGCCCCCGCACAGGAGGCGAGUGUGGACGCAGGCAAGGAGAGCAGCGUCCAUGAAGCGAAGGGGCCCAGGGCCAUGUCCGAGGGCUCCGAAGGGGAGGGCACCGAACCCCAAAAGCCACCCUCGAAGAAAAAGAAAAAGCGGGUUCGAGCUGAAGCGACCGGCUUACCUGUGGUGCGAGCAGAGAAGAGGAAGCGGAGCAGCUCUGAGGAUGCAGGGUGCCCGGCUCCCAGGCCCAAAGUCAGGAAAACAGCCCAGAAGGACAACCUGAAAAAAGCCUCAGAAGUGUCCAAAGAAAACAAAGAUCUAGAAGUCUCCACUGAAGAGGAAAAGGAGACAGGAGAUACGAAAGACGGAUCACUCUUAAAAGCGAAAAGGAAGCAUAAGAAGAAACACAAGGAGAGGCACAAAAUGGGAGAAGAGGUUAUCCCUCUACGGGUCCUGUCCAAGAGCGAGUGGAUGGAUUUGAAAAAAGAGUAUUUAGCGCUGCAAAAAGCCAGUAUGGCGUCAUUAAAAAAAACAAUAUCCCAAAUAAAAUCGGAGUCAGAGAUGGAAAUAGACCAUGGAGUAACUAACAAGUCUGGGAUGAAAAAUGAAAAAGCCAACGGGGAGGCCCGCUGCCCCCAGGAGAAGGCUCAGGCACCAGGGCCGCAGUUCGUGAGCGGUGUGAUUGUGAAGAUCCUCGGCCCCGAGCCCCUGCCUGGCAGGAAGGUAGUCAAGGACACGCUGGCCGCCAUCUCAGACGUUGUGUACGUCGACCUGCUGGAAGGAGACACCGAAUGCCACGUGAGGUUCAAGUCCCCCGAGGGCGCUCACGCCGUGAUGAGCGCACAGGCAGACAUCAGAAAGAAGCACAGCUGGGAGCUCGAGAUUCUCUCUGGUGACCACGAGCAGAGGUACUGGCAGAAGAUCCUGGUGGACAGGCAGGCCAAGCUGAACCAGCCUCGCGAGAAGAAGAGGGGCACCGAGAAGUUAAUCACCAAAGCUGAGAAGAUUAGACUCGAAAAGACUCAACAAGCAAAGUCCAUCAGAAUUCUGGAGGCUUGCGCAUUGCCCCGCAGGGACCCGUUUGCUCUGGUCCCGUGCCUGAGUAGGCCACACUGCUCUGGGCCGCCACGGGACACAGGGGCCCCAGAGCCCUGCCUGGGAAGGAAGCGCCCAGCGGCUGGUGAGCGUUUCUUCACCUGUCAGUCAGCAGGACAGGUCCGUGCAGGACCCAGCAACGUUCUCGAGACAAGUGGCAAGAACGAGUGAGGAAGACGGUCAGCAGUCCUGUGGUCACAGGAGACGGAAACUGUCCGUGAAGCGCAUGUGCACCGGGAGCUGUGGGUCAGAGUUUCCGAGAAGGUGGAGGAGCUCGAGGUGGAGCAAAGGAACAACACAUCUGUCGUGAGAGGCAGGGAGGCUCGUGGAGCCCGAGGAAGAAGCAGA